AUGGGGGAUCCGAGAAAGACCACGAUGUGCCUAUCGUUGUGUGGUCCGAUCGGUACUGCGGCCCCUGGUCCCGCAGGUUUGGGAUUGGCAUUUCGCACCUUGCCACACCGCACCCACAAAACUACGCAAUUAAUUUGGAAAGAUGUAACGCAGGAUGGUUGCACGUUCACUGGUCUGUCAAGGGACAGGAGUCUCUUACCAGGGAUGUAA
Messenger RNA from Auxenochlorella protothecoides, 210 nucleotides. RefSeq lists its product as hypothetical. NCBI's taxonomy places the organism in Eukaryota, Viridiplantae, Chlorophyta, Trebouxiophyceae, Chlorellales, Chlorellaceae. The record is from RefSeq and is a predicted model, not a curated record. The transcript has a single exon. Bases 1 to 210 code for a protein of 69 amino acids.